This is a messenger RNA of Planococcus citri (citrus mealybug), 1231 nucleotides long. RefSeq lists its product as uncharacterized. NCBI's taxonomy places the organism in Eukaryota, Metazoa, Arthropoda, Insecta, Hemiptera, Pseudococcidae. The record is from RefSeq and is a predicted model, not a curated record. The coding region runs from base 366 to 968 and encodes 200 amino acids. The transcript has 3 exons.
UAACGCGUAAGUUACGUAUGACGUACCGCAUCCGUAAUUUUGUAAAUUUUUCGCUUUUGUCGUGAAUUUGUUCUCUCAGAUAAAAAUUAUGUAGGUAUUUACGUAGGUAGUAUCAUUACCUACGUAGAAUCAAGUUGCGCAGGACUUUCAUAUAGGUACUUUCGAUGAUAUUUGAGUGAUGAUUUCACGCAUGCUAUUGCUAGGCGCAAAUAUGAUGAGCACAUACUUGCGGUCAUCCUCCAUGUGACGAUAGAUAUCAUGAAUUAUAGAAUAGUUUUCGACGUGAUUUAAUAAAAUUUAAUAAAAUUACACACAGGGCCAUUGGCUAUGAUAUUUUAAAAACGUUUCGUAAUAGUCAUAUUAUAAUGGCAGGUUUGAAAUUAAAUUUAAUAACGAUUGGGCUGUGUUUUAUUUUCGCGUCGAUUUUCCACUCCAAAUGUGACGAUGCUGUAGGAAUACAAAGUGGACCUGAGCUUGAAAAUAAUGCGAGUACAACGCCCAUCCCACAAAUACUAGAACCCAAUUGCAAUGCAAUGCCUUCAACUCUUCCACCUUUCAUUAGUGAUAUUCAAUUCAUCGGUGUCCUUCUCAUAAGCGUAUUUGCUUUGAUCUGUAUGAUGUAUUUUCUGUACCUGAAAACAGUGGAAAUUAAAUCAAAACUGUGCCCAUGCAACGUGCAACAAAUGAAUCAACCCGAAAUUCGAAGCGGACGAGAUAGAUCCUUCACUCGAACUAGUCAAUUCUCCGAAAAAGAACGCGUUUACGAAAGUCCUGAAAUAUUGAAAGGACGUCCAUAUCCUCAAGAACAACCAGCACCAGAAUAUGAAGAAUUACGCAAUUUUCAAGGACCCAGUGCAAGUAAAGAUGAAAACUUCAAUUUCGAGCAUUUGCCAUCAUCAAACACCAGUGAAAAUCAGAUACUCAAUUCGAAAAUCUUUCAUAAGAAAAAAUUCAAUGACAGAUUUUAACGAAAUAAAUAAACAUGUACAUACCUAUAUAAAUUAUUGUACAUAUUAAAAUAGAUCUUACAUCUUAGGUCAGUUUUUCAAACUGAUUUUCAUAGAUGGAUCAUACAGAGAUAACUAUGUAAAAAUUACCUAUCUGUGUACUUUUUGCAAUUCAAUUGUUUGUAAGAAUAAAAAUUAUGGCUAGAAAAGAGGGGAAGAAAAUUUAAUUAAUAAUGGUUUUUCUUGCACAUUUAUUUUCCUUUGCUGUCUCAAUAGGUACUCAU